GUAAAUUCCGGAAGUAUCACGUUUUCUCCUACCCUACCAACCGAAAACGUGGAGCGGUGAGCGAAGUAUCUCUUUUCCUAUUUCGCCCGAAGUAGUCACAUCUCUCCAGUCUAGAGAUGGAAGAUGCUGAGCAGUACCAGGAGGCAAGUGCAGGGGCUUCUCUGACUUACCCUGUCCAGUGUUCAGCAUUGCGCAAAAAUGGAUUUGUAAUGCUGAAAGGGAGGCCUUGCCGAAUUGUGGAAAUGAGCACUUCCAAGACCGGAAAGCACGGCCACGCCAAAGUGCACCUGGUCGGUCUGGACAUUUUCACCAACAAACGGUACGAAGAUUUGUGCCCCUCCACCCACAACAUUGAUGUACCCAAUGUGGGCCGCUCAGACUUCCAGCUCAUUGACAUCAGUGAUGACGGCUUUGUGACACUGAUGAACGACAAGGGUGAAACCCGUGAUGACCUCAGAGUUCCAGAAGGUGACUUGGGAGUUAAGAUACGUGACGAGUUUGGGAAGGAAGACAUCAACGUUAUUGUGACUGUGCUGUGUGCUGUCGGGACCGAGUCCAUUGUUGCUUGCAAGAAUGCCAACUAGGGGGCUGGUGUAGCCACACCAUAGACACAAAAAAAAGGAUGCUACUUGGGAAUGAGAGCUACACACAUCACACCUGGAAUCAUGUCACUAGUGUGCUUGUUUCGCCUGUUUUUCUUUCAUAAUCUCUCUGAAGUUUGAGACAGUUAACAUAUGUAAACUCUCGAGUGCCUGACAAGCGGUUUUGGCAUCAGCAAGACAGUCUGUAAAAAAACCGGUCCCAGAUGUUUCGGUGUGCAGGGCUUUUUCUGGAAAUCUUGCACAUGGUGGCAUGCCGUCUGUUUCUCUCCCCCCAUUCUCUGCCAUGUUCCAAAUAAAGUGCGAGCAAAUGUGCUACUCCUCCUCUCCUGGCUCUUGUGUUCAACAAGCUGCUGUGUCAUGAUUUCAAUUCUGUUGGACAACUAUGUUGGGAUGGAUGUUUUAUUAUCUCGGAAUUAAAUUUUUAUAAAUGUAC
Ornithodoros turicata is the source of this 1035-nucleotide messenger RNA. RefSeq names its product eukaryotic translation initiation factor 5A-1-like (gene eEF5). Gene Ontology annotation, biological process: positive regulation of translational elongation; translational elongation; positive regulation of translational termination. The transcript is spliced from 5 exons. Gene Ontology annotation, molecular function: translation elongation factor activity; ribosome binding; RNA binding. Bases 117 to 584 code for a protein of 155 amino acids. Lineage: Eukaryota; Metazoa; Arthropoda; Arachnida; Ixodida; Argasidae. The record is from RefSeq and is a predicted model, not a curated record.